Molecule: messenger RNA, 783 nt
Organism: Pelobates fuscus (common spadefoot toad)
Lineage: Eukaryota; Metazoa; Chordata; Amphibia; Anura; Pelobatidae
Product: putative olfactory receptor 13C6
Exons: 3
Coding region: 1-783 (260 amino acids)
Biological process (GO): G protein-coupled receptor signaling pathway
Cellular component (GO): membrane
Molecular function (GO): odorant binding; G protein-coupled receptor activity; olfactory receptor activity
Source: RefSeq, a predicted model, not a curated record
AUGGAAAAUCAAACUACUACAAGUGGAUUUAUUCUUGUGGGGCUCACCAAUGUCACUUAUUUGCAGCCUCUCUGCUUCUUCGUGUUCCUGGUGAUGUAUGCAAUAACACUGUCAGGAAACAUUAUAUUGAUCGUAGUGGUGAGAAUCAAUUUACGGCUACAGACCCCGAUGUACUUCUUUCUCAGUAACCUCUCGUUCAUUGACAUCUGCUUCUCCUCCACCAUAGUUCCCAAAAUCCUGAUAAAUACUUUGUCUCAAGAUAAAAGUAUCUCCUUCCUGGGAUGUGCAGCUCAGAUGUACUUCUCAUUGUGUCUUGGAGCAACAGAAUGUUUUUUAUUGACUGUGAUGGCGUUUGACCGAUACGCAGCCAUCUGUAAACCAUUGCACUACAAUGUUAUCAUGAACAAGAAGCUUUGCUUCUCUUUGGCUGCUGGUUCAUGGGCUGCGGGUUUUAUAAAUGCAUUUAUCCAGGUUCCUCUCACUUUCAAGCUCCCGUAUUGCAGAUCCCACCACAUCAACCACUUCUUCUUUUUCUCCACUUGUGCUUCCCACCUCACGGUGGUAGCUCUCUACUAUGGCACCAUUAUGUCCAUGUACCUAAGACCUCCUUCUGUUUACAUUCAUGAGACUGACAAGACAAUAUCUAUUCUUUAUACAACAGUGACUCCCAUGCUGAACCCCAUUAUCUACAGCAUUAGAAAUGAGGAUAGCUUGCUGUCUGACCAGACUAUCCAAGCACAAAUUAUUGAUCAAUUAUUGGUGGGUCCACCGGACUGUAUAUGA